ACAGUAAUGUUCAGGACAUUUCAUAGUUUUUUUUUCACAUUUAGAACGGGACUUGGUGUUAUCUGCCAUCAACGGUUUAGCACGUGACUGAACUCCAUUAGUCAAUACAAACAGAGUUCUUUUGUCACUAACCUCCGUCUUGAGCAAGGAAGGAGUGGCAGUACACGUUCAUGACAUGUUUUUGUUGUGUUUAGAAGGCGUGGCAUCACCAGGUGAUUGACGGACGGAGACGAUUUCGUCACCAAGGACUGGCAACGGGUGGAGCGCCGGCUCCAUGUCAUCAGCGGUCCGUCGUCGUGCGCGAGCUCGCGUAGAGCGAGGGAGGGGAGCAUCCACGAGGAUAUUUGAGAAUAUUUUCAACAGCUGGAGAACACGCUGCCCUGAGUCCUGUUUGCUGCUGAUGGUGUAAAAGGGAGAACAAGCGAAUGUACCACACGAUUCAGUAGGAAAAGUUUACGCCACACCUGCCAGGUUUUUGGAGUCACGUGAUAAAAUGUAAUUUCACUUUGUUCUUCUUAUUUAUUAUUUCUGAGAAGCUUGUUCGAGAUUCCAACGAGUUAUCUGUGUGUAAGGACUGCAAUACGGAUAUAAGAUUCUGCCACAAGCAUGCGCAGUCACAAUACAAGGCUGGCCAUUUUAUCAGCAACCAUCUUGUGUUUUGCUGCCUACGUGUUCCUCUACAGGAAACAAAGCCUUUUCACCUCAAGAAACGGUUUGAUCGCCCAGAGUACAGAGACGACAGUUAAUAAUCCUCCUGCAGUAACGGUUUCUGCUAAUGGCUGGACUCAAAGCAACUUCUCAAGCACAGACUCUGCAAGGCUUACGACUCAGCAGGAACGGGCGACUACCAGCAGUGUCAUCACCUUGACAGGUACAACAAAAAAGCCGGUUGUCUGUCAGGAAUAUAAUCUCACCUUUGUCUCUGCUUUCUUCGAUUUCGGAGACCACGCGAAAGGCGGUGGCCGGCGGACUGUGCAGGCGUACUACCCGUGGAGCGAAGCCUUUGGUCGCAUUUACGCUCCUUUGAUCUUCUACACGGACUCGGACAAGUUUGGGGAGCACAUCCGGCAACUGCGCGCACACAUGGCGCCACAUCUCACCCACGUCAUAUCCGUUAAUCGUUCCACGCUUUGGCCAUUCCAGUAUAAGGAUGUCAUAGCCCGCCUGUAUGCCCGCAAGGACUACCCGAAACAUGCGCCAAACACCGUUGUUCCCGAAUAUUCCUGCUCCAUGCACGCCAAGUACGCAUGUCUGCACGACGCCAUGGUGUUACAGCAUGGUUUGGUGACAACGCACUUCGUAGCUUGGGUCGACAUCGGAUAUUACCGGGACCUCACAAAUUCAAACAUUAGCUACUGUAUUGUCCCUCCCAAGGAUUUCAAUGAAACAAAAGUUCUUUAUAACCAGGUAUACAUGCCAAAUUUCAAUCUCUCACCACGAGAUAUAUUCUACCAUAACCAUGUGUGGGUCGGAGGAGGGAUGUUCAUAGCAACACGCGAGGUCAUGCUCAGACUCUGUGAUGAAUACAAGAGGGCGGCCACAUUUUUACUCCUCGAGCGUAAUCUGAGCUCCACGGACCAACAGACACUAUAUGCCAGUAUGACUACUGAAGGCAAAAGAGAUGUAAGAUUGACUGUGGAUAUCGCUGUGCUACCAGGAACACAUGGAUGGUUUCAACUGGGCAACUCUCUUCUACGUCCAGUUUGAAAGUAGUCUUUGUGGGGAACAUUUGUAACCGUGGAGUCGUUCUCAAACUGCUGAAUCAAGUCCAAGAGGUUUGAGGCCAAAAAACUGCAAUGUAGCUGGCCGCCGAAGGCCGUUAUAUCAGCAAAAGAAUACACAUAUUAGGCAUCAAUCUGUGAUUGUGGCCGUUGAUUGGUCGUCACUACAGACUGAGAUAACUUUCAUAUUCCGCAUGUGGUCCUUUUACGCCGUAUCAGUAGCUCGAUUGGGUGCCUUAUUUAUAAUAAUAAUGAUAAGUAAAUAUUUAUUUAGAGCAUACUGACACUUCAAAGAAACGUGCCCUUAGCGGAAUGAGACAUCAUACGAGGGACGCAAGGAUAGGCCACAGUGCUGGUGACAAAGAGAAGACAAACUGAAUUCGUUCGCAAAAGGUUGUGUGACAAAAUGUUUGUGGGUGUUUUUGUUCUGGUAACUGUGGGAAUGUGGAAAAGUGCCGGUGUGGCGCUGCGGUGAUAACAAAUAUUUUUAUGAAGUAAAACGUAGUCAGCAGAGGUUUUGAACAACUGUUCGCUAGUUACAACUGUGACAGUACCCCAACAGGGACACAACUGGAAUUUUUUCGGUAAAGCAUGUAAUUAAUAAUAGCUUUUAUGUCCGUUUAUCUCAGUUUCAUUUCCUCCACAUUAUUCUUUGAAGAGUAGCAUGAGCCAGUGUUUUGUAGAUGAGUGUCAUUAAAGAAUACAUGCGACGCGCCUGAUGCUGAUGAAUGUUGCUGCUGACAGAGAAGUAUAGGUUAAGAAGAGAAAGGAGUGUGGGUGCUGUUAUUAAUAAUGUGUUACACUUUUGUGCGGUUUUUUAUUUAUUUUUUGUUGUUGUUGUUGUUUUGGGGGUUUUUUUUUGGUUAUUUUUUGUUGUUUUUUGUGUGUGUGUUUUUUGUUUUUUUUUUGUCUACCGCGAGGCACUCCCGCGGGAAAAGAAGAAGAAAAUUAUAGGUGUGACUCUGACCGCCCACCAUAACAUGACUGCAGGAAAAAAACGUUAUCUACACGUCAGUCAGUUUAAGAAAUACAUCCCUUCACACGACCCCCAAAUACUCAAGCACUAAUGAGGGCACAGAAAAGGUCUGCGUCUCUUUUCCAUCUUUCUUUGUUUUAUGAAAAGAUUUCAGAUGCCUAUUGCUUUUGCAUACUGGGAUGGCAUAGCGUUUACCUGAACUUAAUAUAACAAAGUCCCCCGCUACCACAUGUUCAGGUAUUGGCAGGGAUUGACAGUAUAUACAUACACGCAAGAUUAAAACACCAACAAAAAUGAAUACAACAUUAGGUGGGGGAAUGGGUGGGGAAUCAACAAACAGAAAUGCUGAACUCUGUAAGAAACACAGAACAGUACUCCUCUCUCCGCAGUAAAAAUCUUUGAUUACAAGUUCCCAUGACAAGUUCAGUUGGUCUUUUUUUUAACGGCGAUUUGCCAGUACCCUUUAGCGAGAUCCAACUUCCGAGUGAAGUCCUUAGCAUUUUCAACUUAGGAUAUACAUCCUCUGAAAUAGGAAUCGGUUUCGUAUCAAACCUAGUUAUUUGAUUUAAAGUUCGAUAAUCGGCGCAAAAGAGGAUAUUUCCGUCCUUCUUCGUAAGGAGUCCAGGCGAUGAGAAUGGGGAAUUUGAGGGCUCAGAUACUCCCAUCCUAAGUACUCGAGAUGUCGCGUAACCGCCCCCGACGUCGCAGGAUGCACACCAUCACAAUCAGGGUGGCAGAUCAAAUGUCCUCUCAAGGUGUUCGCUGGCUCUUGGGCUCGCUAGACGGAUAGGGGUACACAAGGUGAACUGUCCCUUGAUUGUCGCACACACCCAGCGACCGGCCAGCACAGUACGGACAACAGCACAAUCGCCGACACGCGACACGAGAAUACUUCAAAAGACAAUUUCAUCCUGGUAAAAAUGGCUACAAGGGCUUCAGCAAUAGUGACACUAUGUUUUUCAGCAAUAUUGCUUCUGGGUACCGCGAAGUACUCCUAACACCCUUUCCCACAAUGCUAGUCCUUUUCACACCCUUCCUUUGGCAAUAUCAUGUUACUCUCAGCUCUUGUUCUUGUUAUCCGGUUCCUCUUUAUGCUUUCUGUACUUGAUUUUAUUCUUCGUUUAGUAUGGUUGUUUAUUCGUUUAUAGCUCAUAUGUUAUUUGUUUGUUUUCCUGUUCCUCGUAUGCUGUCCAUGUUUCGUUCUUGUUCUUAAGCGCUUAGAGCAUGCUCCUUAGGAGUGUAAGUAUGCGCUUUACAAAUUUUGCAUUUAUCAUUGUUAUUAUGAUUAUUUUUAAGUGCCCGAAUUCGCGACAGGAACAACAUCUAAUCUUUUCCUGUGAAUCUGGCGCCGAGUCCUUUGAUUGAAAGUGACUGUUUUCACCUGUCUGUCAGGGACCAGUAUUAGGGACAGGAGGUUGUUGCCCCUGUCUUUCGUUUUGUUAAAGAUUGUUGCCCUUGCCUUGUAUUUAAGAUAUGUUUGGAUACGUCGCGGUUUCGCGCCAGAACCCGACGUCAUUUUAUGACGCAAAAAAGUGACGUAAUUGGAUAGAGACGCAAGUGAAAAAUAUUUUUGGAAGAAAGCAGACGGCUGGGAGCAGGGAAGAGAGUUGGAUAGAAAGUGUGUGUGUGGUGUUCGCUUGGGAUAUUGUGUGUGUAUCGAUCCCUGCAAGUUUAUCUGUGUGGUGCCGGGAGUAUCUGUGUGAGUUCCUGGAGUGUAUUUGUGGUGCCGGGAGUAUCUGUGUGAUUUCCUGGAGUGUAUUUGUGGUGCCGGGUUUAUCUGUGUGAUUCCCUGGAGUGUAUCUGUGUGGUGUGGUGUGGGAAUUUAUUUGUGGUGCCUGGGUCAUGUGUUGACCCCCAGCAAAUAUAUUUUGAGUCGUCUGUUAGGUGUCUGCUGAGUCAGCACCUAUUAUUAGUAAGCUGCGGAACGUAUAUGUGAUUUCCGCUGAACGAUCGUGAGUGAGGAUUUUACGCAGACGUGGAAAUUGUGGAUGUGAGUAAGUAAGACUAUAAUGAAAUAUUCAGAAACAUAUGAGAGUUCGUAGAAUAUUGAAAGGAACAUGUGUAUGUCGUCUUGGGACAUGAAGAGAACUGUAUGGAGUUGAAGAUCGCUGUGUGGAAGAUCUACUGACUAUAUGUAUAUAUUUAGUUGAUGUUGGAUUGAUUUAAAGUUAUUUUUAUUUCCACGACAAAUCUUUGUGCUUUAUGUUUGAAAGAAUACGCAAGGGAACGCGUGCGUGUUGAGAGAGUGAGAAAGAGAUUUUAUAAAAGCGCGUUCCU
Pomacea canaliculata is the source of this 4974-nucleotide messenger RNA. RefSeq lists its product as uncharacterized. NCBI's taxonomy places the organism in Eukaryota, Metazoa, Mollusca, Gastropoda, Architaenioglossa, Ampullariidae. The transcript has 7 exons. The record is from RefSeq and is a predicted model, not a curated record. Bases 607 to 1707 code for a protein of 366 amino acids.